CACAGGUCUCUAUAUUUUUUAAAGAAAGGAGAAAAUGAACAAAUCCCAGGGUAUUUCAUUACCAAGCCAAAGGUGAUUUUCAAAUUGGAGCAAGGAGUGGAGCCAUGGAUAUUAGAGGAAGAAUUUCUAUACCAGAGCUUCCCAGAAGACUGCAAAACUCAUGACCUAACAGAGAGAAUCCAGGACAACCAAGACAAAUAUUUGCCACAAGUUGCAUUCAACAACAAAACAUUGACUUCAGAGAAAGUUAAUGCUUUAGGAAAAUCAUCUAAUAUGAGCACAAACUUUGUUUCUUCAAGAAUAAUGCCUUAUAAAUAUGACUUAUAUGGAACGAGUUUGAAAAAUACUUCAAUAUCAAUUAGUAGUAAUAGAAACUUUUCAAGAAAGAAGCCUGAUGUACUAAAUAUACAUGAGAAAUUACUUGUUAUUAAGGAGGAAAAAUCUCAUACUCAAGGGGAUUCUUAUGAAAAUAAUCAAAAUGAGAAAGCCCUUGAUUGUAAUAAUGGUAUUAUUCAGCAUCUAAAUAUCCAAACUUCAGAGAAGACAUUUAAAUAUAAUAAUAGUGGGAAAGCCUUGGAGAAAAAGACUGUGAUAAUCCCACAUAGGCAAAUUCAUACAGGAGAGAAACUCUGUGAAUAUAUUGGACAUGAGGAAACUUUCUGUGAGAAGUCCUUUCUUUUGAAAUGUCAUGGAAUCUACAUGGAAAUGAAGCAACAUGAAAGCAGUCAAAUUGAAAAUAAUUGCAGCAGAAUGUCACACUUCACUCAACUUCAGAAAAAUCAGAGAGGAGAGAGGCUAUUCAGAUGUAAUGAAUGUGGGAAAACAUUCAGUCACAAGUCAAACCUCACAGUGCAUCAGAGAACGCAUACAGGGGAGAAGCCCUAUGAAUGUACUAAUUGUGGGAAGUCCUUCCAACAGAAGUCAACGCACAUGGUCCAUCAGAGAGUUCACACAGGAGAGAAACCCUAUGAAUGUAAUUUAUGUGGGAAGACCUUCAGUCACAAAUCAGCCCUCACAGACCAUCAGAGAACACACACAGGAGAGAAACCCUACCAAUGCAGUGAAUGUGGGAAGUCCUUUUACCGAAAGUCAUCCCUCACUCAACAUGGGAGGACUCACACAGGGGGAAAACCCUAUGAAUGUAAUGAAUGUGGGAAAACUUUCUGUCAGAAGUCAGCCAUUGAUAUACAUCAGAAAACUCACUCAGGAGAGAAACCCUUCCAGUGCAAUGAAUGUGGGAAAUCUUUUCAUAUGAAGUCAACUCUUACUAAACAUCAGAGAACUCACACAGGGGAAAAACCCUAUGAAUGUAAUGCAUGUGGGAAGAAUUUCUGUCAGAAAUCUACCCUCACUAAUCAUUUGAGAACUCACUUGGGGGAGAAACCUUAUAAAUGUGGAGAAUGUGGGAAAACUUUCUGUCAGAAAUCAAACCUUACUAAUCAUCAGGGAAUUCACAUAGGGCAGAAGCCCCAUGUGGCACAAACUGGCUAUGUUUUUCCCAAUACUCGUUUCCUUUUUUUUGUGGGUACACAACUAGUUAAGAUUUUCUAGCUUCCCCUUGAUCCACAUGGGGUUAUGCGAUCAAGCUCUGGAUCAGAAUGUGGGCGUAAGUGAUGUACAUUAUUUCCAAGCCUGUGAAAGACCUCAUUUGGAAUCCUUCCUACUUCCCACUCUUUCCCUGUCAAAGAUCAUCCUCAGGACAGCUUGGGAGUGAGGCAUUAGAGAUUACAGAUUCACAAGUUGGAAGAAACCAGGGUCUCUGAAUGACUUCCUGAGCAGAGCCCUCCCUUCUCUACCAUGACCCUUAAGUCUUUUCAGGAACAAGAAAUAAACUUGCAUUGUGUUGAGCCAUCACAUGUUCAGGUCUAUUUGUUGUCAUAGCUUAUCUUAGCCAUCCUGUAUUUCAUAUACCCUGUGAAUCUAAUGAUGGAGUGAGAAACACUGUAUGUCAGAGAAUUCAGUAAGAGAGAAACCCCUGUCAAUAUCCUGCAUUUUAAUAAUCCUUCAUCAGCAAGUCAAGCAUUUUGUAAAUCAGAUAUUUACCAUGGAAAAACCCAAAGAUGAAAUGGAUGUAGGAAGAUUUUCACAAAGACACAGAUUUUACUGAACAUCAGAUAAUUGAGAGUAGAAUAAAACCUUAUAAUCUCAAAACACAUUUCAAAAUUUGUAUAUCAGAGAAUAUGUGACAGAAGAAAAUUGUCAGCUUUAGAAAUGUUGGGGGUGGCUUCCCUGGUGGUGCAGUGGUUAAGAAUCCGCCUGCCAAUGCAGGGGGCGCGGGUUCGAGCCCCGGUCCAGGAAGAUCCCACAUGCCGCGAAGCAACUAAGCCCAUGUGCCACAACUACUGAGCCUGAGCUGUAGAGCCCGCAAGCCACAACUACUGAGCCCAUGUGCCACAACUACUGAAGCCUGCGCACCUAGAGCCUGUGCUCCGCAACAAGAGAAGCCACGACAAUGAGAAGCCUGCGCACUGCAACGAAGAGUAGCCCCCACUCACCGCAACUAGAGAAAGCCCACGCACAGCAACAAAGACCCAACAUAGCCAAAAAUAAAUAAAUAAAUUCAUAAAAAAAUGUUGGGGGAAUCUUCAUCUGGAAAUAAUCUAAUUCUAGAAGCAAGGUUUUGGAUGCAGUACCAAAUAUCUUAUUAGAAAUAUAAUGCAAUAUGUUUACUUAGUCAUGCUCACCAUGGAAUAUGUAGCUUUAAAAAAGGCACAAAUGAAGCAUCAGAGUAGCAGCUUUCAAUGUGUAUGUGAAUAGCCUCUGAGCUAUGUCAGGCUGAUAUGCAUAAGUAUGCUCUUUAACACCUAUUUCAUGUAUGUUUGAUUUUUGUUUUAGACCCCAAAAUAAUCAUAGUGGAAUGAUGAUGCUUACCUAAAUAACUUUAUUUAUAUCAGGGUUUCCUACACUAAAUACUAUUGUUGUUUCAUUAUAUAUUUACACAACAUAUAUUUUAGAAGACACAUUGAGUGCAUAAAAUGCCACUGUGUUCUCUACUCUUUGGUGACAUAUAUAAAUGGGUAUAAACAUUGUUACCAAACUGUCCUUUCAGUAAAUGACCCAAACAAUGUUUAAUAGAAUCAAGGUUUACUAAAGUAUGCAACGAACCAGCACACAAUUGUUUAUAACACACAUCUGAGUUAAUGUUCAAAAGUAGCCUUGAACAUUAGUACUUCUACUUUACAGAUUAAAAACAGCACUUUUUGAAGAAGUUACCCCCAUUUUAUAUUUUUUAUAUGUCUAAGUGAUAUGCUUAUAUAAAUUUAGGUGUGAAGCCCAGAUUUUAUGUGAGCUAAGAACUAUCUGUGUUUGUAUUUAGUGUGGUAGAAUGCCACAGUUUUCUUCCUUGAAUUAUGUGACAUGGUAUUGUUUUCUCAGACAAUCUGUUCUAUUUCUGCCACUUAUCACUUGUGCGACCUAUGUAGUGAUUUAAUCUCUCUGUGCCUCAGUUUCCUCAUUUGCAAAAUGGAGAUACUAUUACCUACUUCACAGAUACUGAAUAGUUUGAC
Molecule: messenger RNA, 3506 nt
Organism: Mesoplodon densirostris (Blainville's beaked whale)
Lineage: Eukaryota; Metazoa; Chordata; Mammalia; Artiodactyla; Ziphiidae
Product: zinc finger protein OZF-like
Exons: 3
Coding region: 274-1551 (425 amino acids)
Biological process (GO): regulation of immune system process; regulation of cytokine production; negative regulation of transcription by RNA polymerase II
Source: RefSeq, a predicted model, not a curated record